Messenger RNA from Emiliania huxleyi CCMP1516, 1093 nucleotides. RefSeq lists its product as hypothetical. The coding region runs from base 11 to 1093 and encodes 360 amino acids. The transcript has 2 exons. NCBI's taxonomy places the organism in Eukaryota, Haptophyta, Isochrysidales, Noelaerhabdaceae. The record is from RefSeq and is a predicted model, not a curated record.
CGAUUGUGCAAUGCGCGACCGCACCCUCGUGGUCUUCCACUACGCCGAGCGCGCGAGCGACGCGCCACAGCAGCUGCAGCUCCGCAGGCGGAACCUCGAGUACUUUCUCCGUAUCGGCGUCGUCGACGACCCCCGUGUUCACUUUAUCCUCAACCUGGCGGCUGGCAACGUGACAGAGGCGCACCCGGACAGCUGCCCUGGCUCUCACGCCACCAGUGUAGCGAAGACGCCGUCUUGGCCGUUGCAAACACCUAGACUUUUGAAGCCUGCGGAAUUGGCGCCCAGGCCACGCGCCCCGGGUGUCCCCACUUCACAGGAGCUUGGGCGAGGCGUGAGGCGAGUCCUGAGGGAAGCGCUUGCUCGGAGCGAGGAGACGCCACCGAGCAACUUUGAGCUGCGCCCACAGUGGACGCUGCCUCCCUCCGACCUUUGCCUUCACCACCGCACCCUCGCCGGCCUACCACUUGAUCGCUACUCUCACGUGAUCCUGCUCAACGACGCCGUGCGAGGCCCGCUGCUCGGCCGCACAGGCGCCGGUCCUCCGGAGCGGCCCGUCUGGUUGGGGCCGCCAAAGUACAAGCUUCCCUACAAGUCGUCAACCGCCUCUCCCCUUCGCUCCGAUGGCUGGUGGAUGGCGUGGCGGGAGGGAUGCGGUGACGCGGAAGUGUGCGGCGCCGUGGUCGUGUGUGUCCCCGAGUACGAGCCGCACGCGCAGAGCUACGCCGUGAUGCUCCGAGUCCCCGACGGGUCGGACGUGUUUCUGCGCCGUCUCGAGGCGGAGCCGUGCUCGAUCCCAUGGGCGAGACGCAGCGAGCUGAUCCACAAGGUUGAGAUUGGACUCUCCCGUCGAACGGCCGAGCUGGGCAUGGCUGUGGCGGGGCUGGAGGUGCAGGGGCAGGCCGGAUUCGACGCCACGGGGUUCCGGACGGCACCUACUCCGCGCUCGGUUGCGAAGGCGCAGCACCUGUGGGAAAGGCACAAGGGCACGUGCGCGGGCGGCAGCUGCCGCAAGGACCCCGGGGGCGGACCGAUGCACGCGGGUUGGCAGUUCACCGCCGCGUGCGUUCAGCGGCAGCAGGCCGCGAUCGCGUAA